Molecule: messenger RNA, 2148 nt
Organism: Knipowitschia caucasica
Lineage: Eukaryota; Metazoa; Chordata; Actinopteri; Gobiiformes; Gobiidae
Source: the annotation of a GenBank genome assembly
AUGGCUGACACGUUCCCAAAGAUGAGGGCAUGCAUCAGAGCUGCAGAAGAACCCACAGACUCAGACCUCCUCACUCCCUCAGGUCCACAGACUCAGACCUCCUCACUCCCUCAGACCCACAGACUCAGACCUCCUCACUCCCUCAGACCCACAGACUCAGACCUCCUCACUCCCUCAGGUCCACAGACUCAGACCUCCUCACUCCCUCAGGUCCACAGACUCAGACCUCCUCACUCCCUCAGGUCCACAGACUCAGACCUCCUCACUCCCUCAGACCCACAGACUCAGACCUCCUCACUCCCUCAGACCCACAAACUCAGACCUCCUCACUCCCUCAGGUCUACAGACUCAGACCUCCUCACUCCCUCAGGUCCACAGACUCAGACCUCCUCACUCCCUCAGGUCCACAGACUCAGACCUCCUCACUCCCUCAGGUCCACAGACUCAGACCUCCUCACUCCCUCAGGUCCACAGACUCAGACCUCCUCCCUCCCUCAGGUCCACAGACUCAGACCUCCUCACUCCCUCAGGUCCACAGACUCAGACCUCCUCACUCCCUCAGGUCCACAGACUCAGACCUCCUCCCUCCCUCAGGUCCACAGACUCAGAUCUCCUCACUCCUUCAGGUCCACAGACUCAGACCUCCUCCCUCCCUCAGGUCUACAGACUCAGACCUCCUCACUCCCUCAGGUCCACAGACUCAGACCUCCUCACUCCCUCAGGUCCACAGACUCAGACCUCCUCCCUCCCUCAGACCCACAGACUCAGACCUCCUCCCUCCCUCAGGUCCACAGACUCAGACCUCCUCACUCCUUCAGGUCCACAGACUCAGACCUCCUCACUCCCUCAGGUCCACAGACUCAGACCUCCUCACUCCCUCAGAUCCACAGACUCAGACCUCCUCCCUCCCUCAGACCCACAGACUCAGACCUCCUCACUUCCUCAGACCCACAGACUCAGACCUCCUCACUCCCUCAGGUCUACAGACUCAGACCUCCUCCCUCCCUCAGACCCACAGACUCAGACCUCCUCACUUCCUCAGGUCCACAGACUCAGACCUCCUCACUCCCUCAGGUCCACAGACUCAGACCUCCUCCCUCCCUCAGGUCUACAGACUCAGACCUCCUCACUCCCUCAGGUCCACAGACUCAGACCUCCUCCCUCCCUCAGGUCUACAGACUCAGACCUCCUCACUCCCUCAGGUCCACAGACUCAGACCUCCUCACUUCCUCAGACCCACAGACUCAGACCUCCUCACUCCCUCAGGUCCACAGACUCAGACCUCCUCCCUCCCUCAGACCCACAGACUCAGACCUCCUCCCUCCCUCAGGUCCACAGACUCAGACCUCCUCACUCCUUCAGGUCCACAGACUCAGACCUCCUCACUCCCUCAGGUCCACAGACUCAGACCUCCUCACUCCCUCAGAUCCACAGACUCAGACCUCCUCCCUCCCUCAGACCCACAGACUCAGACCUCCUCACUUCCUCAGACCCACAGACUCAGACCUCCUCACUCCCUCAGGUCUACAGACUCAGACCUCCUCCCUCCCUCAGACCCACAGACUCAGACCUCCUCACUUCCUCAGGUCCACAGACUCAGACCUCCUCACUCCCUCAGGUCCACAGACUCAGACCUCCUCCCUCCCUCAGGUCUACAGACUCAGACCUCCUCACUCCCUCAGGUCCACAGACUCAGACCUCCUCCCUCCCUCAGGUCUACAGACUCAGACCUCCUCACUCCCUCAGGUCCACAGACUCAGACCUCCUCACUUCCUCAGACCCACAGACUCAGACCUCCUCACUCCCUCAGGUCUACAGACUCAGACCUCCUCCCUCCCUCAGACCCACAGACUCAGACCUCCUCACUACCUCAGGUCCACAGACUCAGACCUCCUCACUCCCUCAGGUCCACAGACUCAGACCUCCUCCCUCCCUCAGGUCUACAGACUCAGACCUCCUCACUCCCUCAGGUCUACAGACUCAGACCUCCUCACUCCCCCAGACCCACAGACUCAGACCUCCUCACUCCCUCAGGUCCACAGACUCAGACCUCCUCACUCCCUCAGGUCUACAGACUCAGACCUCCUCACUCCCUCAGGUCCACAGACUCAGACCUCCUCACUACCUCAUUGGCGGCACGGUGGCUGA